AUGAUUACUAACUCAAAUAUUAACUCAAAAAGGAAUAUUAAUUAGACAUUAAAUAUCGAAGAUUAAAUAAAUGAUGCUGAAGCUUAAAACCUAGGAGAAAAGACAAAAAAGAAAUAAAAAAAGGGUACUUCUCUCUAAGGAAGACCUGCUAAAGCUAGUACAGAUUUAAGAAAAAUGGAAGAAUAAAUUAAAAAAGCUGCUUGGAGAAUCGCAGAAUUCGAAGAACAUUUGUAUAUUUACUUUGGUGGUGCUUAAGCCUCACAUAAAUAGGAAGAUUGCAAUAAUGCAUUAGAAUAUUUUAAUCAGAUAUUCAAAAAUGUAGAUGCCUAAAAUUGGCUCAAGUAGAUGAUAGAUGAUUGGAAUCAAAAAAAAUCAGAAUUAAUUGAUCCUAUUGGAUAAGAAUAUGUCCCUCUUAGCGAUAGAUACUUCUUGAAUGAAUUGAUUUCUAAUGAAGACUAAAAACAAACAAUUAAAGUGGAACUUAUGAAAUUUUUGACCAUUUAUGCAUUUUAAAUCUUCUUACGUACGAAUUAAGAAUGCUUUUAAUUUAUUGUUUAAAUGCUGUAUUUAAUUUAUCAGAAAGUCGAAGUUGAUAAUGAAGAUUCAGUAGGAAUUUCAACAGGAUUAAGUAAAGAGAAAAUAGACUAAAUUCUUAAAAGUAACUAUAAAUAAAAUGAAGAAUUUUUAAAAUGUCAAAACAUUUAUAGUUUACUUUAUCCUGUGAUGCAGGAUACUUAUUUACACUUCUCUAGUCAUAAAAAAAUAAAAAUCGUAAAACAAAUAUGA
This is a messenger RNA of Tetrahymena thermophila SB210, 786 nucleotides long. RefSeq lists its product as hypothetical. The record is from RefSeq and is a predicted model, not a curated record. The transcript has a single exon. NCBI's taxonomy places the organism in Eukaryota, Ciliophora, Oligohymenophorea, Hymenostomatida, Tetrahymenidae.